Messenger RNA from Pteropus alecto (black flying fox), 3052 nucleotides. RefSeq names its product coiled-coil and C2 domain containing 1B (gene CC2D1B). The transcript is spliced from 26 exons. Bases 379 to 2934 code for a protein of 851 amino acids. The record is from RefSeq and is a predicted model, not a curated record. NCBI's taxonomy places the organism in Eukaryota, Metazoa, Chordata, Mammalia, Chiroptera, Pteropodidae. Gene Ontology annotation, cellular component: nucleus. Gene Ontology annotation, molecular function: DNA-binding transcription repressor activity, RNA polymerase II-specific; RNA polymerase II cis-regulatory region sequence-specific DNA binding. Gene Ontology annotation, biological process: regulation of transcription by RNA polymerase II.
GGCAGAGAAGCCCCUCCUCUAGGGCGGAGCCUGCGUCAGCCCCGCCCUCACGCCGAGACAGAUGGAGCGAGGACGUGAGGCGACAGCUGGACACGCCGGAACCGUCCAACGACCCGUAUGGAGCCUCCUGUUACCUCUAUGUUGAGAACCCCACCCUUGGAGUCACCUGUUGGAGAGCUACGCCCGCUUCGCCUUGCGCAUGCGUAUUGCGCGCCGCAGGGGCGUGGAGUCACGUGUUAGGGCGCGAGCCGUCUCCGCCGCGGCGCUUCCGUCACGGCCGCCGCGGCGGCGGGGUGGCAGCGGGACCCUUGGGUGGUUCCGGGCAGGAGAAGGCCUAGGUUGGUUUCGGAUCCGCCACGAGGUAUCUAGGCUGCUGAGAUGCCAGGGCCAAGACCUCGGAAGGGCCCUCAGGCCAGUGGCCAAGGUGUGGCAGCUGCUAAGCAGCUGGGGCUCUUUGUGGAAUUCAGCCCUGAUGACAUGCUGCUGGGGGUGGAGGACACUGAAGAUGAUGGGGACCUGGAGGCUGAGCUGCUGGCCCUCACUGGGGAAGCAGGGACUACAAGCAGAAAGCCAGCACCUAAGGGGCACACCCCCUUGCCUAUGGCCCACAUCGAGAAGUUGGCGGCAGACUGUAUGCAGGAUGUGGAGGAGGAGGAGGAAGAGGAAGGGCUGGAAGAGGAUGCAGACUUGCUGACUGAGCUGCAAGAGGUCCUGGGUACAGAUGAGGAAGCUGGGCCCCUGGAUGGUGAUGAGACAGCCAGCCUGGGUGGCCGUGAGGAGGAGAAGGGACAGGAAAACAUUGAACCUCCAGUACAGACAGCUCUCCUAACAACUUCAGUUCCAGCAGCUCAGGCUGGAGGGCCUCAGGGGCUGCAGGCUCUGCUGGAAGAUCGGAUCCACAACUACUGGGAGGCCGCAGCCAGCGCUAAGGAAGCAGGUGAAGCUGCCAAAGCCAGGCGCUGUGAGCGUGGCCUGAAGACUUUAGAGUCCCAGCUGGCUGCUGUGAGGAAAGGAAGGAAGAUCAAUGAGGAUGAGAUCCCACCUCCAGUGGCCUUGGGCAGGAGGCCCCCAGCCGCCCAGGAAACAACCAACAGGAGCCCUGAGGCAGACCGCCCAGCUCCCCCCGCCAUGGAACCAGACCACCCUUCCCAACCUGAGACAUGCCUCUUGGGCAGCCCUGGCAUUUCUGCUCUACCUGAUUCAGACCCACAGUCCCUAUUGUUGGCCCGACAGAGAGAGUACAAAGUGGCUGCCCUGAAUGCUAAGCGGGCUGGAGACUUGGGCCGUGCCCGAGAGCUCAUGAAGAUUGGGAAGAGAUUUGGUGCUGUCUUGGAGGCCCUAGAGAAGGGGCAGCUUGUGGACCUGAGCGCCAUGCCCCCAGCACCUGAGGACCUGAAGCCCUUCCCACAGGCUUCUGAGGCCCUCACAGCACCCUCAGUUUUACCCCCAGCAGUGGAGCGAGUGCAGCCAGUCAUGGCUCCUGACACUCCAGCAACCCCAGCGACCCAUAAUGAGCCACAGACAGUGCUGGAUGCCCUGCAGCAGAGGCUGAGCAAGUACCGCGAGGCAGGCAUCCAGGCCCGGGGCAGUGGAGAUGAGCGCAAGGCCCGGAUGCACGAGCGCAUUGCCAAGCAAUAUCAAGAUGCCAUUCGAGCAUUCCAAGCAGGACGUAAAGUUGAUUUUGCCGAGUUGCCUGUUCCUCCAGGAUUCCCCCCCAUUCCUGGUCUGGAGCCCACUGCAGGCACUGAGGAGGAUGCAGUGGCAGCUACUUUAGCAGCUGCCCAGAAACUGGCCACCUCAGAGGACACAGCCCUGGCAGAGGAAGAUGGGGAUGAGGAUGAAGCUCCUUCCCAGGCCCCAGUGGCCAAGAAGCCAGCACAGCCUCUGGUCCCUUCAUCCCGGCCCCUGCCUGAGCCCAAGGCCUCGAGUUCUAAGGAGUCUCUGGGACCCUCUGUGCGGGAGCAGCUGGCACUACUAGAGGCACGGAAACUGCAGUACCAGCGGGCAGCCCUGCAGGCCAAGCGGGGCCACAACCUGGAACAAGCCAAAGCUCAUCUGCGGUUGGCCAAACACCUUGAGGCUCAGAUCACCCAGGUCCGAGCAGGCCGACCUGUGGAUCUCUCCAAGGUGCCUUCACCCUUGACGGAUGAGGAGGGUGACUUCAUCCUCAUUCACCAUGAAGACCUGCGACUCUCCCAAAAGGCUGAGGAGGUGUACACCCAACUACAAAAAAUGCUGCUGGAGCAACAUGAGAAGUGUCUGCUGUUCUCCAAGCAGUUCAUGCACCAGGGCAAUGUGGCCGAGACUACCCGGUUUGAGAAUCUUGCUCAGGACCGCAAGAAGCAGCUUGAGAUCCUGCAGCUGGCCCAGGCCCAGGGCCUCGACCCUCCUAGCCACCACUUUGAGUUGAAGACGUUCCAGACUGUGAGGAUCUUCUCAGAACUCAGCAGCACAGAAAUGCAUCUGGUCAUUGUCCGGGGAAUGAACCUCCCAGCCCCGCCAGGGGUUACCCCUGAUGACUUGGAUGCUUUUGUGCGGUUUGAGUUCCACUACCCUAACUCGGACCAGGCUCAAAAAAGCAAAACAGCUGUGGUGAAGAACACAAACUCUCCAGAAUUUGAUCAACUCUUCAAACUAAACAUCAACCGAAACCACCGGGGAUUUAGGAGGGUGAUACAAAGCAAAGGAAUCAAGUUUGAAAUCUUCCACAAAGGAUCUUUCUUCAGAAGUGACAAGCUCGUUGGCACAGCCCACAUGAAACUGGAACGGCUGGAGAAUGAGUGUGAAAUCAGAGAGAUCUUGGAGGUCCUGGAUGGAAGGAAACCCACUGGGGGCAAGCUGGAGGUGAAAGUGAGGCUGCGUGAGCCUCUGAGUGGCCAGGAUGUGCAGAUGGUCACCGAGAACUGGCUGGUCCUGGAGCCCAGGGGCCUGUGAGCACCACUCUGAAACCUGCAUUGUUGUACCAAAUUUUGAGAACUUGUUUUCCAAAUUUUGCAGGCAGAUCCGAAAAGAUCUUGCCCAUUAAAUAAAGGCAUCUUCUUUUAGGAUGAAA